CAACUGUUGGCGGUGUGUGUGUGUGUGUGUGUGUGUGUGUGUGUACACGUGUUUAAACGUGCCUGGUAACCGCGCAGGAUCUCAGCACUGCUGUGUGUGUGAGAGGAUCUUGGAGAUGCUGCGCCGGUUUUAUGGGACGUGUUGCCGGUUCUAAUCUCGGUGGAUUGAUGGAACUGUAGAUUUAGGGAGCGGUGCAUCGGGAGGACGUGGACUGAGGGAACGCCGGAUCAGGGGAACAGUGGGGUAAGAGAACGGGGAUUUAGGGAGUAGAGGACUGAGGGAACGGUGCAGUAAGAGGACGAGGACUGAUGGAACUGUAAAUGAGGACACUGGAUUAGUGGAACACUGGAAUAACUGAACUGUGAACCCUGGGAAAAUUGAGUUACAUUAGUGAGCUGGUGGACUGGGACUGCAGUGGAUAAGUGGAACAGUGGAUGUAAGGAGUAGCAGACUGAGGAACGGUGCAGUGAGAGGACGGGGGAUUGAUGGAACUGUAUAUUUAGGGAGCGGUGCAUCAAGAGAACGUGGACUGAGGGAACACUGGAUCAGGGGAACAGUGGGGUAAGAGAACUCUGGAUUGAGGGAACGAUAAAUUAACAAUAAAUAAACGGUGGGAUUUAAGGAGCGACUGAUCUGGAGGACGGAGGAGGAUUGUUGGAGAAGUUCAGAGGACGGUGGAGAGAAGGAACGUUUAAUUGGGAGAACAGUGGACCAACUUAAAUUAGGGAGCUGGUGGAUUGGGACUGCAGUGGCGUGAGGAAUCUAGAGAACUGAUCUGAUCUGGAGAAGGGACGAGGAUUGUUGGAACAGUUUUGAAGGACUGAGGAACAGCUGAGUGAUGGGACGCUGACGUGACUGGGAGAGGAGAGGACUGGGAGAACUGGAUGUGUGCUGGUGAUGGAGGGUGGAGAAGGUGGAGGAGAUCACUCCGCCCUGAUGCACCAGGGUGGCGAUGAGCACCAGGCUAACCCGCUGUACCCGCUGGACUCUGACAUGGACAGCAACGCAGCGUCCGAGACCUCCGACGGUCGCCGUGAUGACAAGGAGGAAGUCGGAGGAGGACUGUUCCUACCUGCAGACAGCUCAGCCCCGCUGGUCUCGUCAGCCUCCGCGUCCGUCAUCUCGGCGGAGGAGCAGUUCGAGGAUUAUGGAGAGGGAGAGGACGUGGAUUUUAUUCCCAGCAGCCCCUGCCCCGAUGAUGACAAUCGGACUAACGGCUUCUCCGACCUCGGCUCCUCACUGCCGUCCAGUGCUGGACACACCCCUCAGAAGAUCCCACACCUGUAUAACAGCGAGCUGAUGGACGUUUAUUGUUCUCAGUGCUGUAAGAAGGUGAAUCUGCUCAACGACCUGGAGGCUCGACUCAAAAACCUCAAAGCUAACAGCCCAAACAGGAAGAUCUCCAGCACGGCCUUCGGGAGGCAGCUCUUCCAUCACAGUAACUUCAGCAGCAGUCACGGCAGCACUGAGGAUCUAUUUCGGGACAGCAUCGACUCCUGUGACAUCGACAUCACUGAAAAGGUGAGUUACCUGGAGAAGAAAGUUUCAGAGCUGGAGAACGACAGCCUGGCAAACGGAGACCUGAAAUCUAAACUGAAGCAGGAGAACACACAGCUGGUUCACAGGGUACAUGAGCUGGAGGAGCAUGUGAAGGAUCAGGAGUUGAGGGCUGAACAGAGUUUGGAGGAGGAGCUGAAGAGACACCGAGAGAUUUACAGCAAACUGGAGAAAGACAAGAGCAACCAGAUAGAAGUGCUGACUAACAGGCUGCAGCUCCUGGAGGAGAAGAACUCUGAGAUGAAGGUGAACGUUUGCAGACUGAAGUCUCAGACUGAGAAACUGGAUCAGGAGAAGCAGCGCAUGACGGAUAAGCUGGAGGACACGAGUGUACGGCUGAAGGACGAGGUGGAUCUGUACAGGAAGAUGAUGGACAAACUCUGGCAGAACCGACACGAGUUCCAGAAGGAACGAGAGUCCAUGCAGGAGCUGGUGGAGGACCUGCGGCGGGAGCUGGAUCAUCUGCAGCUCUAUAAGCUGGAGACGGAGAACCCGGGGCAGAGCAGAAACUGGUCCAGGUCACGAGAGAUCGAGCUGGAGCAUGAGGUCAAGCGCCUGAGACAGGAGAACCUGAAGCUGAGGGAUCAGAAUGAAGAUCUAAACGCUCAGAUUCUCAGUCUGAGUUUGUACGAAGCUAAAAAUCUUUUCUCCUGCCAAACCAAAGCUCAGAGUCUCGCCACCGAGAUCGACAACGCCUCCCGCGACCAGUUGGUGGACGCUCUGAGGGAGCAGGAGGAGAUUAAUUUCCGGCUCAGGCAGUACAUGGAUAAGAUCAUACUGGCCAUACUGGAUCACAACCCCUCCAUACUGGAGAUCAAACAGUAGAGCGCCCCUGCUGGUGAGGAGAGGAACAGCAGCAGCACCGCGUCGGGACCUUCACACCAAAGCUCUGCAGCGCUCACACACACACACACACACACACACACACACACACACACACACAGUGGAAUGUAUAAAUAUUCUCACACUUCCUUUUAUAACUGAGAUCACAUGAUCACAUAACGCUUUAGCUAACAUUAGCUAGCUUGCUAUCACCUUGGCUAGCUGAAAUAUUACAGCUAACGUUAGCGCUAAAGUCACAUGACCUCGAUAAUCCCACACAUCAUGUAAAAUACACAGCCAAAAGUAUGUGGACACAUUUCUAUGAGGUUGUUGGACACCAUGUUGGCAGAACCGUGGACAUUAGAAGGCUUUGAACAGGAAUUCGGAGUGGGUCUGUGGGAAUUUGUGCUUGUUCAGUUGAAAGAGCUUUUGGGAGGAGGUCAGAGACUGUGAUGUGUGUAUUAUUAUACUGAGUUAUAAAUAAAUGAGUUAUUAUUGAGGGGUUUCAGACACGCCCAUCACUAACAGGUGUAGAAAAUCACUGACUUCAAUAGUACAGCAACAGUUUAGGGAAGGACCUGUCCUGUUCCAGCCUGAGUGAGGUCUGUAAUGACACGGUUUCAGCAGCCUGGUGUGAAGUGAACACAGAUAAACACCUUUGGGAUGAACUGGAAUGUCGACUGUAAGUCAGACCUUCUCAUCCAACCUCAGGAUCUGAUCUCACAGAUGCUCUUACAUCUGAAUGUGCACAAGUUCCCACAGACACACUGCAGAAAAUGUAGAACCUGUCGAGGAUUUAAAUCCCACUGUCGGGCCCCUGAGCGAGGCCCUCAACUCUUACAGCUGCAGGAGCACUGAGCGACGGCUGAUCCUGCACUCCGACCCCAAACCUCCGAACCAGCUGAGGAACAUGAAUGGUUUUACUGGACUGUAAUAAACCAACGGCGCCCCCUUCCUGCAGACUGGGGACCGACACCAUCAUGAGUUACGAUCGCAGUGUUACCACGUUUCAUCACAAUAUUAAACCGUAACACACCACAGCACAAAGCGCAUGCUAAUCGCUUCAUAAUUAGCCCUGAGCGUUUUAUUGGUAUUAGCCUGAAUGUUUUGUAUAGACGCCGUAUUUCACUUGUACGUUUGUGCGCCAGUUUUCACGCGCUGUAAAUGUUGUACAGUUCCGAUAUAAAUCGUAUUUACGUGUUAGACGCGUUCUAGCUGAAGAGGAAGCGGACGUGCGCUUUUAUACGCUUUUCAGAUACGUUAUUAGGAGCGUCGUCACCGCGUUAGCGUCAGAAUUACUGCAAUAUUAUAAACUUCACUCAUCAGUCUGUAAAUCUCCUGAUCAAUAACGUCACGUUUUAAUGUGUGUGCACUGCUGAUAGAAAAGUGCAGAGUUUGUACCCAGAAUGCAUCAGCACGCAGGAUAGUGUAGGAUAAUCAUGUAAUGAAACUUAUGUUAACGCCAACAUGCUGUCGAUAGCACUGUGGAAUAAAUAAUACUACUUUGCAGCCGUGACAGUGACCCCUGCUGGCGGGUUGAGACGUAACGUGUCAGAAAGGGCGUGUCCCCGCCUGUGCCUGUUUCAUGUGGCAGGUAGAGGUCACCAGAGUGCACUGGGGAAUGGAGUAUAUCUAAAUUAGGGCAAAUAGGAAGGAAAAUGUUCAUGUUAGCACAGCUCGACGUUUUUGUAUGAUCAACUGCUCGGCACACAGUCACCUGAUCUGAUUCUUUAUUAUUAUUAUUAUUAUUAUUAUUAUUAUUAUUAUUAUUUAAAGAUGUGAAGGAUCUUGUGUAAAUAAAAAUCUAAUUAAAUGAA
Molecule: messenger RNA, 4196 nt
Organism: Trichomycterus rosablanca
Lineage: Eukaryota; Metazoa; Chordata; Actinopteri; Siluriformes; Trichomycteridae
Gene: rab11fip4a
Product: RAB11 family interacting protein 4 (class II) a
Exons: 13
Coding region: 898-2382 (494 amino acids)
Biological process (GO): endocytic recycling; regulation of cytokinesis
Cellular component (GO): recycling endosome membrane; endocytic vesicle; midbody
Molecular function (GO): calcium ion binding
Source: RefSeq, a predicted model, not a curated record